Molecule: messenger RNA, 1698 nt
Organism: Toxorhynchites rutilus septentrionalis
Lineage: Eukaryota; Metazoa; Arthropoda; Insecta; Diptera; Culicidae
Exons: 1
Coding region: 102-1508 (468 amino acids)
Biological process (GO): GPI anchor biosynthetic process; protein localization to plasma membrane
Cellular component (GO): membrane; endoplasmic reticulum
Molecular function (GO): glucosaminyl-phosphatidylinositol O-acyltransferase activity
Source: RefSeq, a predicted model, not a curated record
CAAAACAAUAACAAGCAUUGCAAGUGUACGUGUUUAUUUGAAAAGUUUACAGCUGUGCUGAAACAAUUAAACUGGAGUCAAGAAAAUAACAUUCUGCUCCGAUGGAUCCCGAGGAAUAUAAAGUGUUGCACGAAAGUUGCAUGCAAAACAACAACGGCACAUCAGCAGUUCAAGUCUUUCUACACGUCGUGCCGUCGUACUUCGCUUUGUUCCAUGCCGUUCAGCUCACUUCGGCAGCCGCAGUUACGCACAUUCCAGGCCGGUUCAUGUUGGAGUUUUGCCUGAUAGUGUUACCCUUUGUGCUAAUCGUCACAAUAUUGAGCCAGUCAGUCAUGAAAAUUACUAUCACAUUGGCUUUCACGACGAUUAUUGCCGUCGUUCAUCAGAUGAAGCACAAAACGCAUUUCAUGCCAUUCGUGCAGAUUCCUGGGAGGAAACCGCAGUUUGUCACGUUGUUGAGGGCAAUGGUGAAUGUGAUGACCGCAGUCUGUAUGUUGGCUGUGGAUUUCAAAGUAUUUCCUAGAGAGCUAGCCAAAACGGAAACGUUUGGAUUUGGCUUGAUGGAUAUUGGCGUCGGAAUGUAUGUGUUCACCAAUGGAAUCGUUUACAAGGUCAAUAAGGAGCAGACACUCAACCUGAAAAGAGUUCGAGAUGUAUGUCUCAGCAGCUUCCCCCUCGUAGUAUUGGGAGCAGCGCGGUUUUUCAUCACGCAAGAGAUAGACUAUCAGCAGCACAUCUCGGAAUAUGGUGUGCACUGGAAUUUCUUUAUCACAUUAGCUAUCAUUAAGAUAAUUGGGACACUGAUGAUGGAUGCCAUCAAAGACCCGGAGAUUGCAAAGUUCAUCGCAAUAACCAUCCUCUGCUGCCACGAAAUGCUACUGCAUUUGGGUGUUUCACGUUACGUUCUCAGUGCGAAAGUUGGACGCUCGAACUUUGUGGACGCAAAUAGGGAAGGCAUUGCAUCGAUACCAGGUUAUAUCGCGCUGUACCUCGCUUCGGCUAACGUAGGAUCUGUUAUGCGACCAUCGAUGGAAAUUCAACCAGCCAAAAAAUUUAUUCGCAACGCUGUUAAACUCAGUUUCAUCGCUGGUGUCUGUUGGAAGAUGAUAUAUGUAUGCGAGGAUAUGUUCGGCGUUUCGCGGAGACUCGCCAACAUGGGUUAUGUUUUCUGGAUAUUAUCGCUUGGAACCACUUUGUGUGUUCUGUUUAUGCUGCUGGAAGUUUUCAUAUACUUCGUUCGAUUCGAGGAGCCGAAAACGCCAGAACAAAUAAUGAAGGGUGAUGAUUUCUGUAUUCCUUAUACGCCGCUGAUAUUGGAAGCUGUCAACGAAAACGGGUUGGCUUUCUUUCUGGCGGCGAAUCUACUGACAGGGUUGGUAAAUAUAGUUUUCCAGACGAUGCUACUGGAGAAGGCGGCAGCUUUGACUAUCAUUAGUUAUUACAGUUUCAUCCUUUGCGUAGCGGCUGUAUUCAUGCACGUGAACAAGAUCAAACUGAAAGUUUGGUAACAAAGCAGUGAUUUUUAGGCGAUCAAAUCUAGUCAUUAAAAAGAAAGACACAUUUAGCUUGUAGUGAAAACAGUUUAAAAUAUUGUCCAUAUACUUAUUCCAAAAACUUCAUUUGUAGCGUUGUAAGUACAUCGAACUUCAAUUCGAUAACAUUAAGACUUUUAAUAAACCAUUAAACCAUUUUAAUAAA